AUGAGUGUCACGGCAUCGUCGGCGGCGUCGGCCGCCGCGAAGUCGAUCGUUUCGACGCCAUUUUCGAUAAACGAUAUCCUGACGCGCAGCCGGCGCCGCUCGUCGGGAGACUCGUCCGGCAACGAGGACGAACUGCGGGCGUUUUACCACCACCAGCAACAGCAGCAGCACCCCUACCACCACCACCACCACCACCAUCGCCACCUGCACCAUCAGCUGCACUCGCGGCUCCACCAACGCAGUCCGGCGGCGGCGGCCCCGCCCGACGACGCCUUCUACGGUCAGCUGGCCCUGGGAUGCCUCAACAACAACAACAACAAUGAGGGCGCGGGUGGCGACAAGGUGUCCCUGCGGCGCGGCUCACUCGAGUGCUUCCGGGUGUCGCCGUCGCCGCGGACCGACGGCGCUGGGGACACGACGGCCGAUCGCAUCACGAGCCUGCUGCUGGAGGGAGCGGCGGCAUCCCGAGGUGGGCCAGGACCCGCGGCGGCGGCGGUGGCGACGGCGGCUGACCGCUGCUACCGCCACUCCGACAGCCCCAUCGAUAUGCGCCGCUCGACGGAGAACGAUUCCGACUGUGACUCACCGUCCCCGUACGGCGGAGGCUUGGGGUCCCACGAGGUAGGAGCGGAUGAGGUGCCCACCGCCUCGGCCGCCCGGAAGAAGAGGUCCCGGGCGGCGUUUAGCCACGCGCAAGUGUUCGAGCUGGAGCGCCGCUUCGCCCAGCAACGGUACCUUUCGGGGCCGGAGCGGUCCGAGUUGGCGAAGAGCCUGCGGCUGACGGAGACGCAGGUGAAGAUCUGGUUCCAGAACCGGCGCUACAAGACGAAGCGGAAGCAGAUCCAGCAGCACGAGGCGGCCCUCCUGAGCGCGACCAAGCGCGUCCCGGUGCAGGUCCUGGUGCGGGAAGACGGCACGUACGGGACGGCGGUGCUCGGGGCCGGCCAGCCCCACUACGCCGGCGGCCUCGACCCGGCCCUGCUCAACGUCUACCGACACCAGAUUCAGAUGGCGUACGGCAUCCCGCCGAUGCCGUUCUCCUAUUUCUACCCCUCGAAGCUCGGUCCCGGUGGUCCGCUGGGUCCUUCCUCGGCGGCGACGGCACCGCCACCGGCUGUCAACUGCGGUCACCACAAGCCUACCCCGCAGCCUGCGUACCUGGCCGUGCCGGGACCGUUGAACUUCUCGACGCGGAGUGACAGCGACGUGGAACUUCCCGACGCUUCUAGCGGUCGGGGUCGAGGUCGGUCCCGAUCGCCGUCGGAACGGGGCUCGGGUUCGGAGGCCUCGGGAUACCGGCGGACGCGUGGCCACAGCGGUGGCGUGGUGCUCCUGUCCAGCGGCGAAGGCGAUGAGGAGGAUGGCGAGUGCGAAAACGUGGAAAUCGAUUGA
Messenger RNA from Anopheles bellator, 1392 nucleotides. RefSeq names its product homeobox protein bagpipe (gene bap). NCBI's taxonomy places the organism in Eukaryota, Metazoa, Arthropoda, Insecta, Diptera, Culicidae. Gene Ontology annotation, biological process: cell differentiation; regulation of transcription by RNA polymerase II. The record is from RefSeq and is a predicted model, not a curated record. Bases 1 to 1392 code for a protein of 463 amino acids. Gene Ontology annotation, molecular function: DNA-binding transcription factor activity, RNA polymerase II-specific; RNA polymerase II cis-regulatory region sequence-specific DNA binding. The transcript has 3 exons. Gene Ontology annotation, cellular component: nucleus.